Molecule: messenger RNA, 744 nt
Organism: Gossypium raimondii (Peruvian cotton)
Lineage: Eukaryota; Viridiplantae; Streptophyta; Magnoliopsida; Malvales; Malvaceae
Product: glutathione S-transferase U26-like
Exons: 3
Coding region: 1-744 (247 amino acids)
Biological process (GO): glutathione metabolic process
Cellular component (GO): cytoplasm
Molecular function (GO): glutathione transferase activity
Source: RefSeq, a predicted model, not a curated record
AUGGGUGAGGAAGAGGUGAAGCUGGUGGGUGCAUGGUUUAGCCCAUACGUUCACAGGGUGGCCUGGGUUUUGAAGCUGAAAGGAAUCCGUUAUGAAUAUGUGAAAGAAAAGAUAAACAACAAGAGCUCUCUCCUUCUGGAUUGCAACCCCGUGUACAAGAAGAUCCCAGUGCUGGUUCAUCAUGGAAAACCCAUUGUUGAAUCUUUAUUCAUUAUUGAGUACAAUGAUGAGACUUGGAAACACAAUCCCAUUUUGUCCACUCAUCCUUACGACAGAGCAAUGGCAAGAUUUUGGGCUCUCUACAUUUACCAAAUGACCUUCAAGAACAACGAAAUGGACCGGUCUUGGAUGAAUUUGUCAAAGUGUGGCAACAUCAAUUGGCAAUUUUGUGAAGUUGUCUACGAGCAUCUAAUUGUCGAUGGGUUUCUUCGAGGGUAUCAAAAAUGGAUUUUCCAAGGAGAAUGCACACCUAGUACUUCCUCUUCAAUGAUUAAUCCGGCUUAUCCUCGUAGUGCUUACCAUCGGUCUGUUAGAGAAGAUGACAUGGAAGGUAUGUUACGGGAUGCAUUUAAUAUGCGCAGUCAUGGUUUGCAAUUGUUUCCACCCGACUUUGUUGCAUCCGGUGAUUGUAAUAUCGGUGGAAAUGCUUUUACCGAAACGGGAAGAAGUAUACCUGAUGAAGAGCCGAAUAGAGAAGCGGUAAAGUUCUACACGCUGCUUAAUGAAAUGAAUGAAGAACUUUAA